AACGUUUUACGUGAAUUUGUGAAUGAAAGCGGCUGAGGAAGAGGAGGAGGCGCAGGUUAAGUGGACGCUGAGUCCAGUGCACGGAUCGCCUGCUUUAAUGCGCAAAAAGAAGACGCGUUUUCCCUCACAGAUCGAAGCGCUUUCGUCGGGCAGACUUUUGUGCUGUACUGGGGGAGCUGCAAACUUUCUUCAUUUUAAAAAAUAAAUAAAAAGCUCAGAUUGCAUUCUUUCCCCCUUCAAACAUUUUGGAGGUGAUGUCAUCGGCCCGUGUUUUGGCUGCUGUUGCGCUGGAGCUCCAGAAUUGAGUCCGGGAAAUCAGGUGCAGGGAGCUGCGAGCGUGUGCUUCUGGUUUCACUUUCCCCCUUCAUCUGACCUGGACCGCGCCGCCGUCUCUCCGGCGCAGCAGCCAUGACCGAGCACGCUCCUCGGUACCCGGAGUCCAGCUCGCCGCCGCCGCGUCUUCAUCACUCCAUCCCCGUCCAGGUGCUCUGCCUCCCGCGGCGCGUCAUUUCGCCCGUAGCGGACCAGCAGUGACACGAACUCUCAUGCGUGCGCAUGCACUCCGCGGAGUUUUAAUCCUAAUCUGUGCAAAGACAUUUUCAGCAGGAAAAGUUACACUCGGACUGCUAGAAAAACACUGGGCGCAAACCUUUUGCUGGCUGUCGAAAAGUUUUUACGAGCGGAAACGGCGCAUAGGUGUGGGUCGCGUUUGAACUUCGCUUCACCUGUUCCUCAGACUCCGGAGGAUUCAGCUUCGCCCCGCCUCCUGCCCGUUACCGACCGCGCACCGCAACCAUCCGUGUCGCUCACACCCCGCUGACCCCUUGCCGCCCGUUGACGGUGAAAAGAUGCAGUCCACCGGCGCCAGCGGGAACAUCCGCGGACCCUGCAUUCAAACGGAUUAAGCAAACCGGAAAGACGUGAAGCUGUGACCCGGAGAGCCGUUUCGCAAGCGCGCACGGAGCCACACGGACGCGGAGGAAGCGAUGUGGGCCUUUCUCUCCACGGUGGCUGUCUUGUAUAUCCAGAUGAUGCUGGUCAUGUGCAAUCCUCUACAGGUGUUUGGAGUGGAUGGGGUGAAUUUCAGCGUGCACGUGGAGAAUCAGACUCGUGCACGAGACGCCAUGAGCCGGCGACAUCAUCGCGUGUACCAGCUUUACAGCCGCACCAGUGGGAAACAUGUCCAGGUGCUUGGACGCAAAAUCAGUGCCCGCGGAGAGGACGGAGACAAAUAUGCCCAGCUCGUAGUGGAGGCAGACACCUUCGGCAGCCAGGUGCGAAUCCGAGGGAAGGAAACCAAUUAUUACCUGUGUAUGAACCGCAGAGGGAAACUCGUAGGCAAGAAGGCCAGCAAUCGUAGUGCAGACUGCGUCUUCAUCGAGAAAGUCCUGGAAAACAACUACACAGCGCUAAUGUCGGCGCGCUACACAGGGUGGUACGUGGGCUUCACCAAAAGAGGGCGCCCUCGCCGUGGUCCGCACACGCUGCCUAACCAGCAGGACGUCCACUUCAUGAAGCGUUUCCCACCCGGAGAGCAGCCGGAUUUAACGCCAUUCCGCUUCACCACCGUCAGCAAGAGGAGCAAGAGAGUCCGAGCGGCGCGACCGCGCUAACGCCGACGCCAAUGUCCCACUGCUAACGUUUACAUGAGAACGAGGAACAAACCAAAAGACAGUCCCAGUGAAAAUGACACUGCUAAUGCGAAGCAGGACCGUCUUGUCUUAUUUGAACAGACGAUGUGAUAGCAUCACUUUAUAUUCCACUGGGUUGGACCUCUACAACCCUAAUAAUAAAUACUAGCUAAAUUACACCAGAGCUGUGGUUAAGACAGCUUACUUCAGACACGGAGAUGACUAACCAAAGCAAACACAAGCAAACGUCUGGCCCAGCGGACGGGCGGAGGAAGCACUGGGCUGCACAUCCAGUGAGCGGCCCACAACGAAGACACGAAACAAAACACAAGCACAUUGGCCUGUAGACGCCGAUCGUGUGGCAAUUUUCCUAAGACAAGACUUGGACGUGAUCCCGCCUGAGGGAGAGGAGCAGAAAUCCCUGAACCUGCGGAAGAAAGAAAGAAAGAAAUGGACACUGAUUGGAAACUAAGACAGAAGGGCUACUGUUACAUGGGAGCUCCUGGGAUAAGACCUGCCUUAAAGGACACCCUCAGACAAAAACAAAAAUUCAGGCAUCAUUUACUCACCUCAAGUCGCUCCAAUUUGCAAAUUGUAGAAUUGCAUGCCUGUUUUUCAGACUACAGUUCAUAGUUAACAUGUCUGUCAAGUUCUUGAAAGGACAAGAAAACACCAUAAAAAGUUAAUUACGACAGUGACGUGACAUGUGGCCAAGUAUGGUUGCUCAAGGGCACCUCAGUCGUGGUAUUGAAGGUGGAAGAGAGCGCUGUACAUUCACUCCCCCACCUACAAUUCCUGCCGGACCUGGGACUUGAACUCACAACCUUUUGGGUUGCGAGUCCGACUCUCUAACCAUUAGGCCACAACUUCCCCAUUAUAUUCCAGGCCAUACAAAAUCACACAACAGCUUUAAGUUAUUAUUGAUUUUUAUAGCUUGAUAAAAUGCAUUACAUAUUUUGUUAUUAUAUAAUCUAUAUUAAUAUUAUUAUUCAUAAAAAUGUAAUUUAUUAUAAUUUUUUAUGACUUUUGCAUCAGUGAUGUCAAAGUAUUGGAGCGAUUUUGAAACAAUGCAAACACAAAUUCAUGUUCAUAUUACAACAGUUCAUUAGACAAUAACUUAAAGUUGCAAAGAAACGGUAUAAGCAUCAGAUUCUUACUUCCAUAUUGUGACGUACAUUUAAAAGUGAUUUCUAGACAUGGAAAAGUAAUGGAAAUGAAUAAAUUAUCAAAAAGUCAUGAAAAUUUCUCUCUAUAUAUACAUAUAUAUACAGAUACAUACAUAUAUAUAUAUAUAUAUAUAUAUAUAUAUAUAUAAAUAGUUGUGAUGAAACAGAAGUAGCAUCAGUUCUAUUAUUUUGUACUGUUAAGUACAUUUAAAAAUGUGAUUUUUUUUGGACCUGGAAAGAUAACAGAAAUUAAUAAACCAUUUUAAAAAAUACUGGUAAUUAAAAAAAAAAAUCUAGUUUUAUCAAGUGCAUACAAUAUUUUAUCAGGUCAAAUUUCUUUUUGUGGGUAAAAUAAUAACAAUAAUAAUAAUAAUAACCAUUUUAAAAAUUAUUUGACUAUAUUACCACUAGCAAAAAAGGUUGAAAGCGAGUAGCAUCAAAUCCUUUCUUCCAUAUUGUGAUGUGCAUACGGAUGAAAUGGAUUAUUGAAAAAGAAAAAAUGUAGGGUGCAGACUUGUUUCUAUGCAUCGGUUGCUGAUUGGAUGUCGAGAUGUGGGUGUGGCAGUCAGGAAGGGGUGGAGUUUAAGCAGACGAAAUCAUUGGAGCAUCCCACAUACGUCACCAGAGAGAAAUUUCACUGGAAGAUCCAGUUAUGAAAUGAUUAAACAUUACUAGGUAAAAACUGUUUAAAAAUGCAUGGAUGAAUCUUUCAUCAUAAGACCCAAUGCAUAAUAAUCAAACAAUAUGACUUCAAAGACUUGUAGUGCACUAGUCAUGUGGACUACAGGUUUAGUGUUUAAUUUAUUUUUUGGAGCUUGACAGACUCACUAUGAACUGUAAUUUUGAGGUGAGCAAAUAAUGACGGGAAUAUUCCUUUUUGGCUGAACUAUGCCUUUGAAGCUAAUGAAUAAAUGAAUGUAAUACUGUAUAAGUGUGUGUGCAUGUGUGUGCAAUGGCGUAUUUCAGGUUGCAUUAAAGACCGUGAGGGAUAUAAUCAUACGUGACUUAUUGCUGGAUGGACAGGAUUUACCAGAACUGGAAUGUAAAGGAUAAUAAUGAGGAAUCUCUCUUAAAGCUGCACCAAAUACAAACCAAAUGACCAAAGACAAGUGGUGACCAAUGACAGAGACAACCUGAACAGCUCCGAUCCCACGAGAGCACAGGAUGGGUCGCCACGAAAUGACACGAGGAGCAACGUUCCUGUUUGGAUUUUAAUGUGGAAUGCUGCUACUGGGAAAUAUAACGGAGAACCAAAGUCUUAUACCAGCUUAUUAAAGGAAAAACAUUACAAAACUUUUUCUAAAUAUAAAUAUAUAUAAAUAUAUAUAUAGAUUAAUGCUGACUAAGUGAUAUUACUUUGACUGCUACUAUCAUUGUUGUUACUAUAAAAGAAUUCCACUUAUUUAUUUUAUCUCUGUGUACGGCAAAAACCUUUCCAAAGCCAGUAAACUCUACAGAAAUGUGUCUGUGUUUCAA
Messenger RNA from Onychostoma macrolepis, 4273 nucleotides. RefSeq names its product fibroblast growth factor 18a (gene fgf18a). Gene Ontology annotation, biological process: cell differentiation; regulation of cell migration; fibroblast growth factor receptor signaling pathway. The record is from RefSeq and is a predicted model, not a curated record. The transcript is spliced from 5 exons. NCBI's taxonomy places the organism in Eukaryota, Metazoa, Chordata, Actinopteri, Cypriniformes, Cyprinidae. Bases 987 to 1613 code for a protein of 208 amino acids. Gene Ontology annotation, molecular function: growth factor activity; type 2 fibroblast growth factor receptor binding; type 1 fibroblast growth factor receptor binding. Gene Ontology annotation, cellular component: cytoplasm.